AUGAGCACAUAUUGGAGGUGUCCCGUUCUUGCCAUUGCAGACCUAUUGCCCUUAAUACUUUCCCAGGCUAAAAUAAUGGGUGCGUUUGAUGCUUACAAGCCUGCGAUGGCAAUGGUUGGUUUGCAAUUCAUUUAUGCUGGGGUUGCACUCUUCACUAGAGCUGCUCUUGUGCAAGGACUGAGUCCCAAGGUGUUUGUAGUCUACAGGCAAGGCAUAGCAACUCUGAUCAUGGCUCCUCUAGCUUAUGUUUCAAGGAGGAGAAGUUCAUGUGGUUUUUCUUUGGGAUUACGGAGUUUUGCUUGGAUAUUUGCUGCCUCCCUUCUGGGAGUCACUGCCAAUCAAAUGGCUUACUUUGAAGGCCUCUUCCUAGCCUCUUCAACUGCAGCAAGUGCAAUGACUAAUCUCAUGCCUGCAAUCACUUUUGCAAUGGCAGCAAUCUUUGGAUUGGAGAAAGUGUAUAUCCGAAGCUUGAGAAGUAUUGCCAAGAUUCUUGGGACAGUAAUCUGCGUAAGUGGAGCCAUUGCCAUGGCAAUACUCAAAGGCCCUAAGCUGUUAAAUUCAGAAUUUUUACCACCAAAAUCCUUUUUCAGCCCCGGAGGCGACAAUUGGUUAUUGGGGUGUUUAUUUCUCUUUGGAAGCAGUUGUUUCUGGUCAUUAUGGAUGAUCUUGCAGGUCCCUAUUUCGGCAACUUGUCCUGACCACUUAUAUUCAUCUGCAUGGAUGUGUUUCCUCGCAUCAUUGCAAUCAUCAGCGAUUGCAUUAUUCGCUGAAAAAGAUCUUGCUGCUUGGAAGCUGAAUACACAUCUUGAAAUUGCUUCCAGUUUAUAUGGGGGAACUGGACUGGCUGUGUCAUUCUUUGUUCAAGCCUGGGUAAUUUCUCACAGAGGUCCCCUCUUCUCGGCAAUGUUCAAUCCUCUAUGCACCGUUAUUGUCGGCAUCUUUUCUGCUAUAGUUCUACAUGAGGAGACAUACGCUGGAAGUUUGAUCGGUGCUUUAGCUGUGAUAAUUGGUCUGUAUGCUGUGCUGUGGGGUAAAGCCAAAGACCUUGACGAGAUAAAAAAUAUGAUCCAUCCAAAGCUGCAAGAAGAUCAGUCACCUGUUCAAGCCUUCUUAGACGAGUCUCCAGCUAAGAAGAAUUGCAAAGCUGAUUUGGAAGAACCAUUUCUUUCUUCACAAAUCAAGUGA
Molecule: messenger RNA, 1185 nt
Organism: Dovyalis caffra
Lineage: Eukaryota; Viridiplantae; Streptophyta; Magnoliopsida; Malpighiales; Salicaceae
Source: the annotation of a GenBank genome assembly